AUGCGUUUCUCCAUCGUCUUCACCACCCUCUCGGCCCUUGCCCUGGCCAACGCCCAAAGCUCCAGCGGCGCUGACACCUCCGCCGCUGCUGAGACCACCGCUGCCGCUCAGACGACCGCCGAGUACAGUAACCCUGCCACCCAGUACUUGACUCAGACCAACUCUCUCGGUGUUGUUACCGGCCAGCCCGAGGCUGUCACCAGCCAGGCUAGCGUCAUCACCUCCCAGCAGCCCGCUGCCUCCAUCCCCGCUGGUCUGACCUCCCCCGUCGCCGGUGUCAGCUCCACCCUCUCCACUGCCACCCGCAGCGGCUCUGCUGCCUCUUCCUCCACUGGUACUUCCACCGGUACCACCACCGACUCCUCCUCUACCAGCACCUCUACUAGCAGCUCCUCCUCCGAGGACUCUAGCUCCAGUGCUUCCGCCUCCGCCAGCGCUUCCAGCUCUACCUCCGACGGUGGUGCCGCAGCCAUGGCCACCGCUGGCCCCGUCGGCUUCGGCAUGGUCGCCGGUGCCGCUCUCGUCGCCUUCCUGUAA
Molecule: messenger RNA, 537 nt
Organism: Penicillium brevicompactum
Lineage: Eukaryota; Fungi; Ascomycota; Eurotiomycetes; Eurotiales; Aspergillaceae
Product: putative GPI anchored protein
Exons: 2
Coding region: 1-537 (178 amino acids)
Source: RefSeq, a predicted model, not a curated record